AUGCUCGUAUUAGUCGCUGGAUUUGGAAAUGGUAGCAGAAUAAUAAUCGAUUUUACCUUCAUAAGAUACUUAUACGACGGUGAUACUGAAAGUUUGAGAGAAGCCUUCCUUGGCCUGACAAAUGUCGUUUUUGAAAUUGAAUUGGGAUAUUCAAGUGAUCAGUUUAAUGACAAUGUUGUAAUUGUGGCAUUACAGGACUUUUUCUCUAUUUAA
This is a messenger RNA of Debaryomyces hansenii CBS767, 213 nucleotides long. RefSeq names its product DEHA2F00440p. Lineage: Eukaryota; Fungi; Ascomycota; Pichiomycetes; Serinales; Debaryomycetaceae. Bases 1 to 213 code for a protein of 70 amino acids. The record is from RefSeq and is a predicted model, not a curated record. The transcript has a single exon.